GUCUGCCUGCCGCCCUUGUAAUGAAAAAACUGGGAAGAAAGUUCGAAGUCAAAUUAGAAGAAAGAGCGUGAGAUAUAUACCAAACCUCAUAAAUUUCCGUCUCUCUCUAUUACUUUUAAAACCCAUGUUCUUAAAUUGAUCUCGAUCAGAUUCAGAACCCUUUUAUUUAUUAAUCUUCGCCCAUAUUUCUAUCUGAUCUAUCAUUAGUUUUUCACGAUAAUUUUUGAAAAGAAAGGAAAAUAUAUACUGUCAAGUGAUGAACUCGAAUUCUCCAUCAACGAGUGCGGGAGGACCUGGAUCGGCCGAUUCAACAGCGCCCAGAAGGAAUUCCAAGCGACCCAAAUAUUCAAGGUUUACACAACAAGAACUUCCAGCAUGCAAGCCUAUUCUGACACCUAAAUGGGUGAUUUCAGCUUUCUUACUUGUUAGCAUUGUCUUCAUUCCCAUUGGCCUUGUCUCGCUAUUUGAUUCCCAGGAUGUUGUUGAGAUUAUUGAUCGAUAUGAGACUGAUUGCAUUCCAUUAGAUUCAAGAAAUGAUAAGGUUGGAUUUAUUCAAAGUCCUCAAGAUAAAACCUGCCACAGAAAUCUGACGGUUCCAAAACUCAUGAAACGGCCCAUUUAUGUAUAUUAUCAGCUUGACAAUUUCUACCAAAAUCAUCGGAGAUAUGUGAAGAGCCGAAGUGAUCAGCAACUGAGAAAUCCAGGAGAUGAAGGUGACACAAGUGCCUGUGAGCCUGAAGACACUGCCCAUGGGAUGCCAAUUGUGCCUUGUGGUCUUAUAGCCUGGAGCCUGUUCAAUGAUACUUACAACUUCACACUCAAUAACCUACUGGUGACCAUAAACAAGACGGGUAUCUCGUGGAAGAGUGAUAAAGAUCACAAAAAUAUUCCUUUGAGUGAGCAGGAGGACCUUAUUGUUUGGAUGCGAACUGCAGCACUUCCAACUUUCAGAAAACUAUAUGGGAAAAUAGAGGUGGAUCUUCAGGCUGGCGAUGUCAUUAAUGUGGAAUUGCAAAAUAAUUAUAACACCUAUAGUUUCGAUGGCAAGAAGAAACUCGUCCUUUCUACCACCAGCUGGCUUGGAGGAAAGAAUGACUUUCUUGGUAUUGCAUAUCUUGUUGUGGGUGGAUUGUGCUUCUUUCUCUCCUUGGUUUUCACAAUUAUCUAUCUAGUUAAGCCAAGUAUUGAACAGUUGAGUGAGCAGGAGGACCUUAUUGUUUGGAUGCGAACUGCAGCACUUCCAACUUUCAGAAAACUAUAUGGGAAAAUAGAGGUGGAUCUUCAGGCUGGCGAUGUCAUUAAUGUGGAAUUGCAAAAUAAUUAUAACACCUAUAGUUUCGAUGGCAAGAAGAAACUCGUCCUUUCUACCACCAGCUGGCUUGGAGGAAAGAAUGACUUUCUUGGUAUUGCAUAUCUUGUUGUGGGUGGAUUGUGCUUCUUUCUCUCCUUGGUUUUCACAAUUAUCUAUCUAGUUAAGCCAAGGAAACUUGGAGAUCCGUCUUAUUUGUCGUGGAACCGCAACCCGGGAGGUCACUAAGCUUAGAGCCCGUGAACGAGCAUUCAGCUGGAUAUUUGGAACAUAAGCUUGUGCCUGUUAAUUAAGUUUGAAAAGGUGUAUGUAUAAACCUCAGUACAUGGUGCUCUAAAUGUUUCGGGCUAAUGUUUUGUAUUGAAAGUCGACAUAUUUGGGUGUAUAUUUGAUUAAGGUUUGCACAUAUAUGUUACAUUAUGAGCCGGGUUCUGUGUCCCUUUCUGCUAAUCAACGAGCCAGACGGUUCUUCCAA
Messenger RNA from Olea europaea var. sylvestris, 1784 nucleotides. Its product is annotated as ALA-interacting subunit 3-like. The transcript is spliced from 10 exons. Gene Ontology annotation, cellular component: plasma membrane; endoplasmic reticulum; Golgi apparatus. NCBI's taxonomy places the organism in Eukaryota, Viridiplantae, Streptophyta, Magnoliopsida, Lamiales, Oleaceae. The record is from RefSeq and is a predicted model, not a curated record. Bases 257 to 1537 code for a protein of 426 amino acids.